Messenger RNA from Mesorhabditis belari, 279 nucleotides. NCBI's taxonomy places the organism in Eukaryota, Metazoa, Nematoda, Chromadorea, Rhabditida, Rhabditidae. The record is from the annotation of a GenBank genome assembly.
AUGUGCGGUCCCAAGCUGUGCGGCUUCGUUUUGGGUCUUUCCUUGUGGGGAACGGUGUUCUUGGGAAUCCUUGGUGGUCUUUACUACAACGAGUCAAUCGGUUUGUUGGAUGAUCUGCCAGAAGAAUCGAAAGACGAUAUCGAGCACAUGGAUUGGUCAGAAAGGAUAACGAAAAUCAAGGACAAAUACCACCAAAACGCGUACAAUGCCUGGAUCGCUUGCGGAGCGUAUGCAGUUUUAACGGUCGUCGCUGCAGGUCGUCUCAUCAUGUUGACUCGA